CCCAAGUGCGCGAAAAAGGAAAAACAACAACAAUAAAUACAUUUACAAUUAUAACAAGUGGCACAUCGGAGGAGGUCAAUGUGCGAAGAGCUUAUCAACCCAAAAAGUGAAACUACAAAUUUUUCAUAACUUUACACUGCCUUACGGAUAAUACCAUUAACUAUAAACUAUAGUUCAAUUUACAAACGAACCAAUCAAAAUUUAUAUAAAAGUAUACAUAUUUACAAAACAAGUUACAAAUAAAAACAUUAUAAUUAACUAAAAUAAAACCAACAUUCAGCAACGUCGAGGAUAUUCUGUGACAACGACUAAAAAAAGCGAAAGACUCCAAAACAAAGCCAAAAUAAUUCUGAAUUUUACAAAAAUAUCAACUUUUUAUACAUCAUUUUUGAGUGAUAGAGAAACACUCUAUUCUUAACUUUUUGAGUGUUCUUACGUCCAGAAGUAAUCAAGACUAAAGCUAAGCUAACUUUAUACAAAUUUGCAAAACCAAAUCAAAACCGUCUCAUAUAAAGUGCCUAAAAUACAAUUUCCAAUUUAAUCUUAUGAAAAUUAUUGUGAAUCAACGAAAUCAAUUAAUCAAAAUCCAUUUUUUAUUAUACCAAGUGUGAUAAGGUAUAUAAAAUUAAUAUAAAUUGGAAAAUCAUCAAUUUCCAAAUCAAAUUAAUAAAUUUUACCAAGUGGAGACGUGAGGAGGAACCCUGGACCUGGGUGGCAUCAAGAUUGAUCAACAUUUUCGCGACUGGCAAGGGUAUUCAGGAAACGGCUACACGCUGGCAGUUAACAGUAUUUGCAGUGCAGGCUUUGCCCUAUCAGCGAUGCCAUUUAUCGAUGAUGCACUGCUCUGGUGUCCGGAUAACGAUGGUCGUCUUGUUGGUGGUCUAGACUUGGCAACUUGCAUAGCCGAUGAUUCUACGGUAACUGGAACGGAUAACAUAAAUCCAACAAUCCAAUCAGCUGGCAACCCAAACAACCCCCAGCAGGCAGUGUCCAAUAUCGUAGGAUCGAAUGGAGUCGGUGGCGAGCUGAACGGGGCAGCGGCAAGAAGCGUGAAUGUGGUGGUGGAGCCGCUCUGUGGCAGCGACUCCUCCGACGAGCUCUUCCGCAGCUUCUCCGAGAGCAACUUCGAGAUCGAGAGCCUGCUGUCCGAUUUGGCGACCGUCGAGGUUAAAGUCGAAAAUGAGGAGAACAACAACAAUGUCAUCUCGGCCGCCGACAUGGUGGCGGAUGACUUCGCCAGCGUGGCCGCCGCCGUGGUGGCCGGCGACGAUCUGCUAGCCAAAGAGAACGCCCAGCUGAGUGCCCAGGGCCUGGUCGAUUCGGUGGCCGCCAGUCUGGCCGAUGGUGGCGAUGCCGCUGGCCAGCAGGCGCUUCUGGCCUUUGGCUCCUCCAACUCGGCGGCGGCUGCUGUGGCCGCGGCUGCGGCGGCUCUCUGCGGCGAUCUGAUCAACAACAACAACGCUGGCGGAGGCAGUGGAGGUGGUGGAGGCGGCGGAGGAGGCGGAGUCGGAUCAGGUCAAGGCAGUGACUGCGCCACCAAGCUGGAGUACGCCCUCAUGGGCGGACAGCCGAUGGCGGAGGAGCCACGAUUCGUCACCAGCGCCGCAGCCAAUCCCCUGCUCGUCGAGAAGCUCAUGUCCAAGUGCCUGAACAUCGAAAAGCGAAUGGAUAAGCUAAGCGACACUGAAAUUCCUAUUGUCAAACAAUCGACAAGUCCAGCACCCCAGCAGCAACACCAGCAGACACACCUGCAACAACACCAGCAACAGCAGUCCCACAAUGCAACAUCCUUCGCCGGAGCCACCACUCUGCUCCACAUCAAGACGGAACAGAAUGCGCUGCUAACGCCGCUGCAGCAACAGCAACAGCAGCAGCACAGUCUCCAUGGUGCAAACGGCAGUAAUAGUGGCAGCAAUGGCAGUGGCAGCAACAGCAACGGUCACCAGCAGCAGCAACAGCCGCUGGCCAUUCCGCACCGGCCGCUGCUGCACAAUCUGCUUAGCGGUGGCUCCAUCCACAAUCCGCACCACAGAAACUACACGACGGCCACAACAGGUUCAUUUCCGCCCAGUCCCGCAGACAGUGGCGUCUCCGAUGUGGAUAGCUCCAGUUCCGGCGGCCAGCCCUGCGCCGAUGAGCUAAAGGCGCGACUUGGGGGCAUGCCCUCGGCCGCAGCCGCAGCAGCAGCAACAUCAGCAUCGGCAGCGGCCGCAGCAGCAGCGGCGGCAGCGGCAGCAGCACACCUGCAUACGGGCACCUUUCUGCAUCCGAAUUUAUACCAGAACCAGGCGGCGAAUUCGCUGCGGAACAUAUGGAAUCGCAGUGUUGGGGUGCCUGAUAACUAUUACGGCAGCAGUGGCGCCGGCAGUGGGGGCGGCCAGCCAGGAACGCCCGGCACCGCCCAGACGCCCGGCUAUCUGACAACGUCCUACUUCAACGCACCGGCGGCAGCAGCGGCGGCGGCAACGCAGCGCGGCUCCAGCCUCAACGGCUAUCAUUCCCUGCACCAGCAGCAGCAGCAGCAACAGUCGCAACAGCAGUCGCAGCAGCAGCAGCAGCUCAACCACCAGCAGCUAACGCACCAGCAGCAACAGGCGCUGCACCAGCAACUGUCGCACCAGCAGCAACAGCAGCAGCAGCAACAACACCCGCACUCGCAGCUCAAUGGUCCGCCCUCGCAUCCGCAUUCGCAUCCACACCAGCAUCCGCACUCCCAUUCGCACCAGCAUCCGCAUCCGCACUCGCAUUCGCAUUCCACGAUCGCCAACGCAGCGGCGGCGGCGGCAGCAGCGGCAGUGGUCAGCAGCAGCAGCAGCGCCGUUGCAGCGGCGGCGAUGCUGAGCGCCAGUGCAGCAGCGGCGGCCUCUGCAUCGCAGUCGGCAUCGGCGUCGCAGUCGCAGAGCGUAAUCCAACCGGCGACGUCCAGCGUCAGCUACGAUCUCUCCUACAUGCUGGAGCUGGGCGGCUUCCAGCAGCGCAAGGCCAAGAAGCCGCGAAAGCCCAAGCUGGAGAUGGGAGUGAAGCGGCGGAGCCGGGAGGGAUCCACCACCUACCUGUGGGAGUUCCUGCUGAAACUGCUGCAGGAUAGGGAGUACUGUCCGCGUUUCAUCAAGUGGACGAACCGGGAGAAGGGCGUCUUCAAGCUGGUCGACUCCAAGGCGGUAUCCCGACUGUGGGGCAUGCACAAGAACAAGCCGGACAUGAACUACGAGACGAUGGGCCGGGCCCUGAGGUACUACUACCAGCGCGGCAUCCUGGCCAAGGUGGAUGGGCAGCGGCUGGUCUACCAGUUUGUGGAUGUGCCCAAGGACAUAGUCGAGAUCGACUGUAAUGGGGUGUAAAUAGAACAAAGGUUCUACCAUAGAUGGGAUUAAAUAUUAAAAAAAAAAAAAAAGAUUAAGAAAAAAAAAAUAAGAAAAAAUACAACCGGCUAACGGCUAGCGGCAAUAGUGGCUGAAAGCCACGCAAGGAAUCCCUUUGUACAUGUGUUGAGUUUCUUAAAAGCGUAAAUUAUAUAGCUGAUAGUCCCGAUGCGAGUACACACAUACUUACAUACAUAUACAUAUAUUCACACCCUGUGUCCUGUGCGGUCAAGUAAUGGAUCUAUUUCAUUGGCGUUAGUGUUGUACUUGUAACUGUAACUUGUAAUUUUAAUUGUAAUUUUUAAAUGUAUCGGUACGAUUAAUUAUUGAAUAUUGUUAUUAUUGGUUAUAUAUUGCUAUUGCGGAAGGACGAAGGACGACCGAAUUGAUUCUUAUUGAUAUUCGAUAUUCGAUAAAUGUGUGUAAUAUGUAAAUGAGGACAAAUUCUCUAUCUCUAUUAAUCUAAAUGUAUAUGAGUAUGUACUAUAUGCCUAGCCUAAUAUCUUUUCAACUGCCCCGACCCCCCAGCCCCGCGGCCCAAGUCUAGAUAUAUAUCUUCGAUCCCACUGGUCGCUGAUUGCUACUCUUGGGCGAAUUGUUUUUGUUGCUUAUUUUAUAGAGAAGAGAGAUGGAAAUUUUUUAAUUUCAUAGAUUUUAGAUAUUUGUAUAAUUACGAUUAGGUUAUUUAUUUAAGUGUUUCUCCAGCUAUAUCCCUUAACUUUCCUCGGAAAUGAGAAAAAAAAACACAAAAACACACUUCCUAACUGGAGCUACUGGUGGUCUAAACUUUCUUGUAAUUAUUAUUUCAUAAGUUUUGUAUAUUUUACAAUAUUCAACGGAAGAAAACUCACAGGUUAAAAAAAC
Messenger RNA from Drosophila bipectinata, 4226 nucleotides. RefSeq names its product Ecdysone-induced protein E74 (gene Eip74EF). The record is from RefSeq and is a predicted model, not a curated record. NCBI's taxonomy places the organism in Eukaryota, Metazoa, Arthropoda, Insecta, Diptera, Drosophilidae. Gene Ontology annotation, biological process: cell differentiation; regulation of transcription by RNA polymerase II. Gene Ontology annotation, molecular function: DNA-binding transcription factor activity, RNA polymerase II-specific; sequence-specific DNA binding. Gene Ontology annotation, cellular component: nucleus.